UCAACUCACUUGCUAAAAAACUGUAGACAACCACUUGUCAUCAUUAAUACUCAACUCAACAAUGGCUGACUAUAUAACAGUUGUGGAAGUAGACGAUCCAACUUCCCAAGAUCCCAACCUUUUACUGCGCAAAACUCCACCACACACACCCAGCGAUGAAGAUCCCUCCUUUAUCACAGUGCUAUCGAUAAACAAUAACAACCACCUGCCCCACAACAACAAUGUCAAGAGUGUAGACUCCAACCCUGAACUGGAAACAGUGGUGGUUUUCCGUUUGCCAGGAGAACGUUUGGGUUUUGGUCUUAAAUUCCAGGGAGGCACUAGAAGUACCGAGAAAGUACAAAAACUGUAUAUACAGUCGUGUGCCAAGGAAAGUCCCGCCUCCAAGGUGGUCACUUCGUGGGGUCAGCUGAGGGAGGGCGAUGAAAUAGUUAAGAUCGAUGAUAAUUUGGUGAGAGACAUGACUAGAAUAGAGUGUGUUAAGGGUUUGAAAGAUAAUGUGGCCAUUAAAUUGGAGGUGCGUAAUGGUAGGGGUCUAAAGCCACAAGACUUAGAAGAGGACUUUGAACAUGGGGGCCGAUUAAGCACCUUCACGGGGGGUAGUGGCAAAAUGAAAGGAGCACCACCACCACCGCCACCAGUGCCACCCAGAAAGUUGGUGAAAAAACUAACCACACACAAUACACAAGAGCAUAAUCAACAAAAUAAUGAGCUAACAGAAGUGGAUAGUAACCAAGAUAAAUCCUUUACACCACCCCCGGAUGCAGAGUUUUAUAUCAAUUUAUUUGCGGAAAAUAAUUCAAAUAAUAACUCAGCACAUAACACAUUAAGGCAUCACAAUGCAGAGUCAGAAUCCGAUGACACAGCCAGCACUAUUUCAACAGUUAUAGAUCGUUAUUCUAUUACUUCUACAUACUCCUCAGAAUCGGAUUUAUCAGGCUUUAACUCUUUGACUAAUGCCCAAGGGGGAGUGAUAAAUAAACCAGAAUUGGCUAAAGUUUUAAAGCCAUUUACCCUGCUGGAGCAGGAGUUUAAUUUAAGUCCUAACUCGGAGGAAGCUUUAACCAGUGUUUUGGAUGCUACUUUGGACUUGGAUUUGAAUAAUAUUUCCCUAAUACCGGGUAAUAAUUAUGAGAAUAUCGAAUUUAAAACCCAAAAAAUCAAUGUCUAUGAGAAUAUGGAAUUGAAACCCAAAGAGCAGCAGCCAGAAGAACAAUUAGCUAAAACAGAAAUUAAGGAGGAAGAGGAGGUAAAACCCAUAACACCCACACCCAAACCCAGACAGGUUACGGCUCACAUAGAGCCCAAGAAAAGAUCCAUCAUACCCAUGCCCAGGAAAUUAUCCAAUACGGGGAAACAAGCCAUAGAGGUGGCCCCGCCCAAGGUGCCUGAAAAUGUUGUGCUAAAGCUGCCAGCUAACACACCCACCACGCCCACAAAUGACUUCAUAGAACCCAAAGAAUUGCCAGCUAAAGUUAAUUCCCCCACACCCUCAAAUACUGCUUCAAAUGCUAAAGAAUUUGCCACCAAAAUACCCAAAGCCAUUUUGUCGCCCUUGAGCCAACAAAAAUUCCUGGAACGGGCCAAAACCGAAAGUGAAAUUAAACUUAAAACACCCACAAAACUGGAAAAACUGAAACUACAAUGUAACGACUUUUUGGAGAAGGAACAAAACCAUAAACAAAAUAAAACUCCUUCACCCACCAAAUCCCGCAUACCCAUACACUUAACAGCCAAACGUUCCUUGGAUUUGGAAUCAGCCAGCAACAAAAGCAAUCACAUUAAGUCACCCACAAAUAUACCCAGACGUUUAACCAAACAGAAAUCUGAAACAGAUUUGAAUCUCAAUUAUUUAAUAAACGCACGUUCCAAGGAAUCUAGUCCUUUUAAUACUACAAAUUCCAAGAUACCUUUACAGCGCACCAUCUCCGCGGAAGCUAAAUUCAAAAGUCCCGAUCGCACUCUAAUACCUAUACUGCAGCAGAGUUUGGGCUCCACUUUAACAUCCUCCUCGGAGAGUAUAAGCAGCACAGCUUCGGGCUCAAAGAAUCGCGGACCCAAACCCAAGCCACCAGAAAGAGUACAGUCCUUGCCCAAAACCAAUAUACCCAAAUUAACGCUCAACAAUGUAACCACAGUGGCCGUAAUGGAUAGGACACUAGCGCCCUCCAGUCCGCCCUCAACUAACAUGCCCAUAAUGCUCACAUUCAAACAAACCUCACCCAAACCUCAAGAUAAACCUGCCGACAAGCCAUCGACUCCUCCAUCACCCAAUCGUGAGAUACUUUUUAAAAUACAAACCUAUGAAAGUAAAUCACAGACCAAUAAGGAUACAGCACAUGUAUUCCAGGAACAAGAGGAGAAUCUACCCAGUCUGUUUGAACAACAAAGACGUAGUUCACCACACAGUGAACGCAAAACCGAGGAAUCUUCGUCUUCAGCAAACAACUCCAAAGAAUCAUCGCCUUCUGCCAACAUACGCAAUUUAUUUAAGGAAAUAACCGACAAUCAAGACAAACUGGACGAUGAUGAGGACUUGGAUUGCACCACUCCUCCACCUUUGGUGGUGGGUAAAUGCAUGAAAAUCGAUGAUUCUUCCACACCUUUGUACUACUCCAGCUCGAGCAGUGAUGAGGAUGAUAUGCUGGAAACCAAUGGCUAUUGUCAUGAUGAGGAUAAGGAUUAUAUAUGUGAAGAUGGUGAGAAAUUGGGGCCACCGGAGCUGAUAAAUGGUCCGGGUCCCUCGGAGGCCUAUUUCAAUCUGUAUUGGCAUUCAAAUAUGCUGCCUACCAUAGGUGAAGUGGAGGAGGAAUGUUCUUCAUUGGAGCCGCAAUCGUUGACCAAUGGACCCAUUGUCAUAGUCGAUGACUUGAGUCAACAGAAACCGGCGAAUAAAACAGAAAACGAGCAGCUAAAAGAAGAAGUGAAAUUAGUGAAAAAAGAAGAGCAGACAACUGCUAUCAGUUUAAGUACAACAAAGCCCAAGAAACCUGUAUUCAUAGGAGUACCAGUGCUGCCGCCUACGGUGCCGGUAACAGAGUUACAAAGUUUGAAAAAGAAGGAUACGAAAGAUAAAACGAAAAUGAGUGAAACAAAGGAAGAAAGUGAAAGGAACUUAAAGAAUGGGAAUGGAAAAGUAACGAAUGAAAAUCAAGAAGUUGAGGAUGAAAAAGAAAUGGUGGAUAAUGGAAAAGUAAAAGAAUUUACUGAAGAAAAGGAGGAGGAAAUCAAGGUUAAGGAAAUUAGUAAAGAAUUGAAAGAAAUUGAAAGUGUUAAGCAGGUGGAGAAAGCUGAAGAACAAACCCAUAGUGAAAUACAAACAGCUACAGAAUCUUUCAAGUCGGCUUCUUCAGAGGUAACGGACAACAAAACUGCCUUGUCCGAGACUAGGCAGGAAGUCAAAACCGAAACCAAACAAACCACCACUAAAUCCACAACCUCCACCACCACUACCACCAAGAAGGUCAUCAAAUCCUCAACCACUUCUUCCACUGUUUUAGAAUCGAAAACUUGUGACAAUCUACUGGACUCUAUAGAUGAUUUACCGGAAGAAUUCAAAAAGGUAUUGGUAGAAUGCAAAACCCCCGACUCUCCCAAACCCAUUGCAUUCUCCCUGAAACCCUACAACGAACGCAAGGGAAAUACCAAGAUCACAGUGCUGGAGGAAAGACAAUUUGAGUCUGAUCAAAAGGCCUAUGCGGAAAUACGCACCCGUGACUCACAAACGGGCGAGGAAAAGAUACAAAAGUCCAGUGAAACGCACAAAGAAAAGGCAAAACUUAAGAAAGUCCAUAGUCAGGAUAGUCUCGACGACAAGGUUUCGGCGGCCAAUAAACAACAGCCGAUAACUGUUACCGCCCAAGCGGAAACAAGAUUAUCGGAAGAGGCCAUAAAUCCACCAGAUAAUCAAAGUAUUGUCAGAGGUAUUUUGAAUUUAUCGGAGUGUGGUAAACAACUGCAAGCCAACGACCAAGGUGGCAUCGACUUAAUGGAGUGUGAACAUCAAAUCCUUGAAACAUUUGAGGAUAGCGAGCAGAUUCUUACCGCCAACAAAGCAGAGAAUACGGCUGAGAAACCCUCGCUAACCAGAGAGAUCAGUGAAACCUUAAUGGUAACCAGAGAUGGGGAAAAGCAGGUGACCAAACGCUGUGAAAAAACUAAAGAAGAUUUGGAAAAAGAAUCCGGAUUUGACAAUAAUGAUUUGGUGCAAAACAUUAUGGAAAUGGAGGCACAAAAACUGAUUAAUGAGGAAACCCAACAGCUGAUAGAUACAGUUUUAAAAGAUGCUGAGAAGCAGGUGAACAAACGUUUGGAUGCAGCGAAAAAGGGUGCCAAAUUGGUAAAGAAAACGGAGGAGGAGAAGAAAUUGGAAAUGGAAGCCCAACAACUGAUAGAAAGUUAUCAAAAGGUGAAAAAAGAGGCCGAAAAGCUGUUCAAAUAUGAGGCCGUAAAUGAGCAGGGUUUCGAUUUGAGUGGUUUGGAAAAAGAAGACGUCAAAGAAGAGGAAAAAUCGCAAGAUAUUGAAAAGGAAGAGGUUGAAGAACAGGAAAAUCCUCAAGAAAUUGAAAAGGAAGAGGUUAAAGAAAAGGAACAACAAGAAGAAAAGCUAAAGGAAGAGCAGGAUGAAAAGGAAAAACAAGAAGAAAACAAAAUUGAGGAGGAGGAGAAGCUUAAAAUGAUGGUUUCUGAAAUUACAAAGGAGGAGACUGCCAGAAAAACUGAAGAGGUGGUUCAAACAACUGAAGUAAAGAAAGAAAUUUGCCAGGAAUUAAAGCAAAACACAGAAACUUCCAAAACUUUAGAAUUAACUAAGCAGCCCUUAAUGGAAACAACCACAUGCUUCGAGGAUUUCAAUGACAAUGAAACCUUGUAUGUUUUACACAAGAAUAUUAUAGAAACUAAAGAACUUACUGAAACAAAAGAAGAGAAGGUAAAGGAGAUUAAAGAAGACAACAAAGAAAUAUUUAAACAGAAACCUUUAGAGCAAAUUAAGGAGUCUUUAGCCAAAGAAACUGAAAAGAUUCAAGAAGAACCCAUUAAACUGGAAAAAAUUCCCAAAACUAAGGAGUCUUUAGCAAAAGAAACUAAAAGGAUUCAAGAAGAACCCACUAAACUGGAACCCAUUCAAACAAUUAAGGAGUCUUUAGCAAAAGAAGCUGAAAAGGAUGUGGAAACUCCCAUUAAGAAAGUUAAAGAAACUGAAAAGAUUCCGGAAGCCAAAACAGAAACUAAAGAACCCUCCAAAUCACAGGAAGUUUCUAGCAAAAUCAAGGCCGUUAAAUUGUCACCCAAACUAAAGAAAUCCUCAAAGAAAUCUGAACCUCCUAAAGAAGAGCCCUCUUCGCCGAAAAUGAAACCGAGACCAACACCCAAGCCCAAACCCCCAGUGCCUCAAAAGAGAACCGAAACCCCCGUCGUCAAACCCAUACCCAAACGCAGAGGUUCUUUGGAAACUUCCCACAACUCAGAACAAAAACUAGAAGCAGCCACUAAUAAACCACCAACUCCGAUAAUUGAAAUACCCAAACCUAUGGAGCGCAUUAUAGUGGGUGUUGAACAUAAUAUAGUUUUACCCACAGCCAUGAUUGAAACCGAAACAAAUACAGCUGCAGCAGCAACACCACCAUCACCUGUCAUUAUAUUAGCCAGCGAAACAUUGCCCUCGGUGGAGAAACAAUCGUCUCAUCACUCUAAUAUGCCUUUACUGGCUCAAACCAACUCCGGAGAUUUGCUGGAGACCAUCAAUUUGCCAAAUGUGGCCUCAAAAGCAGAGGUUUCUGCAGACAAUAAAGAUAUUUUGACUUCUUCAUCAUGUGAUUCGGUUAAAAGUGCCAUUAAAGUGGAGGCGAUCGUGCAGCAUACAGACGAUGAGGAUUACAGCGACCAGCCACAGGUGGAGCAGAUGGACGAGAUUAAUAUGCAGGAAGAGAAAGAGCAAAACGCAAAAGAUCUUGAACAAAGACAUUUAAACAAAAUGGAGAGCGGCCUGCAUGUAGUGCCACAAACAACACCCAUUAUUGUCAGUAGUAGUGAUUAUCUAACCACACUCUCGUCACCGCCAACCUAUUCACGCCUGCCACCGGAUGGUCAUGAGUUUCCACCCAAUUUCUCGGAACCUUUAAUUAUGCCAACAGCAGCAGCCGCCGCCGCAGCCAAUAUGAUGAAAACCACCAGCCUUUUGCAAAGUGUUACCACAACCACCCAGGCGCCGGGUCUCAACAACAGCAAUACCAUUUAUACCGAAAAGUUGUACGCCGCCUCGGCUGUGGGUCAAACAAUGGUGGCUAGUACUAGGACCACACAUGUGACCAGUACCACAAACAAUGGUGUUACCCAGACAGUAGUAGAAGUAGAGAAACAGAAGACAGCACCCAUAGUAAUAGAACAGGAAAUAGCCGCACCCCCGCCUUUGCCCAAGAGCACACCACCGCCCACAGUGCCGCGCAAGGUUUACAGACAGGAUUUGGUGGUGAAUAUGGAGGAUUCCAGAGCCACGCCCACACUAAUACAAGCUAAUACACCCACCAAAUUGAUCAUAGACACUAGACACCACAGUCGUUCCACACAAAAUCUUUCCAGUGGCAAUAGUAGUGGCAGUUCCACGCCCACCGCCCAGAAACUAGAAGCUCCUUUGUAUGACACACACACCACAAGCCACACAAGCAGCAGUGUCAAUGACUACAAACGUUCCUUAAGUGCUCCGCGCCGCUCCAGUGAUUGGCGCAAGGAUGAGAAAAGCGAAAAGAGUGUACGUGAUAAAAUUGCCAUGUUUUCCAAUGAUGAGGCCGCCACCUCACCCUCAGAGUCAGUAGUGGUCAAACCUUUAACCUUUUCGCGCAGUAAUAGUUCAUCCAAACCCUUAAAUUUAAGCACCGAAAAUCUAUUGGAUUCUUCCACGACACCACGUUAUUCCAAUGCGACAAAUUUGCAUAAAACUCGUGCCAUGAGUGUGGAGAAUCUGAAUGAGGUAUCACGCCACUAUCAACUAACCAAACAGUUGCCCAAUCAACAUGGCUAUUCCGAUUCCAUGCAUUCCCUCAACACUUUGGCCACAGACUACAACCAAAACUAUGCCUCGCUGCCUAGGCGUCAUGCUUCCACGCAACAUUUGGAUAGGCGCAUCAGUUUUUCGGGCCAACCGGCCUUUGUGCCCGAUGAGGCCUCACGCAAGGCAGCUAUAACCAAUAUCUUGGAACAAAGACGUCGUAGUUUGUCCAAGUUAAGGGGUCUGGUCAUACCCGAGAGGCCCCAUAUACCAAUUUCUACAUUAGAACCCAUUUUAGAUUUGCCUGAAAUCAAAAGUCGUGAUAGUGACCAGGUGAAGACAUCGGGCAAUUCCUCCUCUACCGAUUCUACGGACAGUGGUGUGGGUUCGGUAACGGGCUCCUGUUUAACAGUGCCCCGACCCGCCAAAAGAUCCGAACUAAGUGUUACUACUAAUAACAAUACCCUCAACUCAGCCUUGAGACCUUUGAAUAUUACAACGCACAGCAACACUUUGAAUAUAGCCAACAAUCGAGGAUAUCUCAGCCAAACACCAAAUCCUAGACAUGUUAUGCAUCAGCAAAUACCUUUAGUGGCCCAACGCCGAAUGGAUGUGUUAAAUACAGUGCCCCCGGCCAAACCGCCACGCACCUCUUUGGCUACAACGCCCACCAGACAGUUUUUGCAUGAAGAAAGUGAUUCUUGUGAUUCGGUGUUUUCCUCACGCAUCUCCUCUCCUCCCAUGUCUCCCUGUGUACCCCAGGUGCCGGAGAAAUUCGCCUUGACACGCACAUUAUCCUCGGAAACCAACACUUCCAUAGCCAGCUCCACCACCUCUACUUUGACUUCGGGCUCGGGAUCCCAGGCCAGCUGUUCAUCGGUGGGCAGCACUCCUACUGUGGAUAUGAGCCGUCGAGUCUUGAAAUCAGGUUCCAAUGACUCGGCCACCAAUCGCAAAAACAUUUUGGCCUCGGCCAAAUGUCGCAAUGGCCGCGGAGAUACUUCGGCCUUAAUGCGCAAUCGUAACUAUGAUGAUGAGGACAGCACCGAUGGCUAUGACGAAGAUGAGGUGAGAAGGCAUCAUAAAUCCAAGCCCCGUUCUUCCUUGGUAUCCAGCAGCAGUUCUUUGAUUACUUUGCCUUCCAAGGCAGCCUCACCCACGGCUCCCAUUAACUAUAAAUUGGUGAACAAAAGUGAUCAAAGUCUGGUGGACAAAGUCAUUAAUGUGGCAGCCUAUGUGGAGAUUACCUCCGAUACCGAUGACAGCAGUCGCCGUUCAGCAGACAGCAGCUCACCCCUUAAGCUCAGUGCCAUGUUUAUAGAUGAGGAACGCAAGCAAAGCUUUAAGGCAGAUCCCUUGCAAAAAGCUAGCACAAAGCCCAAACUUUUAAACAUAGUGCCCGCCAAAGUAGUGGCCCCCAUCAGUUCACAACCUGUACAACUCCUUAGUCCCCAAAGAGCCGUAGAGGCACCAUCGCCCAAAAAGUCUUGCGAGGCCAAUGAACUCUCUCAAUGGAUGCAUGUGGAGGUGGCCAAAUCGAAAGUUCUAAACAGAACUCCCGAAAGAUCUUUGAAGCCAGUAAGAGAGAAAUUUGAAAUGUCCGCGCACACAAAAACCACUUACACUAGUUUGUCCAGCAAGACUACCGCCAAAAUUAGCACCGCCGAGAUUCGAGAGAAAUUCGAACGCUCUGCAGCUUUAGCUAAUAAUAACAACAACAAUAAUAGUAGUAAUAAUAUGGUGAUGUCACCAGCAGUCUCUUCAUCCAGCCUGCUUAAUGUCAAGUCACAAAUCAAGGGCAGCAGCUAUCAUGAGAGAUUUUCAUCGCUGGACUCCAUAGCCUCCUCGUCGUCGGGUGUUAGUUCGACCACCACACAAAAUGUUUCAUCGACCCAAGAGAAUACCACAGAGUUUGGUAGUUUCUCUUCGCUUGGCAGCAAUCAGAGUUUGAUCACUGCUCAAGAUAUACAGCAAAUAAUAGAAGAAGCCGAUCCUCCUUUGAAGACGCCCGAAGCCUUUAUCAUUGUCUUGCAAAGAGAUACACCGGAAUCAAGUAUCGGCAUUACCUUGGCGGGAGGAUCCGACUAUGAAGCCAAGGAAAUCACGAUUCACAAAAUCUUAGCCAAUACCCCAGCGGCUAAGGAUGGUCGUUUGAAGAAGGGUGAUCGCAUAUUGGCCGUCAAUGGCAUGAGUAUGCGCGGCUUAACCCACCGAGAGUCAAUAACGGUGCUUAAGACCCCCCGUCCUGAGGUGGUGCUAGUGGUGACCCGCUCCGAAUCGGUGGUGGUGAAACCCUUAAGCAAAAAACGUUCCUCUUUGGGUUCUCUGUCCAGUCUCAACGAGAAACCCUGUGAGAUUGAUUACGAAAAGAAACGUAGCUACCACAAGGCUUCACGCUCUUUAGAUCUCGAUCUAGAUGUGAUCUCUAGCGAGGAACCCUCAGCCAACAGUCCCUCGAAGGCCAGCUCGGCCACAACACCCUCCAGUAACAGUUCGAGCAGCCGCAGCAGUCCACAGCCGCAGGUGUCAACGGAAGCGGCUACCUUGGCCAGUAUUAGAGCUAGACGCCAGCUGUCUAGACCGGAUGUUAGUAAGAUUUCCACCAGUGAAUUGUUGGAGAGAGCACAAGAGACGCGCAAUGCUUUGCAAGCAGAAAUUAGAGCACAAGAAGAAUCUACUCCUAAUGGUGCCCGUUGUGUGGAAAUUGUCAAGGACAGCUGUGGUUUAGGUUUUUCCAUUGAGGGUGGCUUUGAUUCGCCCUUGGGCAAUAGACCUUUAAUUGUUAAGAAGGUAUUUAUGGGAGGAGCCGCCCAAAAAACUGGCCAAGUGCGCAACGGUGAUGAGAUUCUCAGCAUUAAUGGCAGCUCUACCGCCAAAAUGACACGAGUCGAUGCCUGGAAUUAUAUGAAACAACUACCUUUAGGUCCUGUUAAAAUAAUUUUUGCUUAAAUUAGAAUUUUUUUUUUUUAAUAAUAAAUUUAUUAUAUUUAAGUUUAAGUUUUAUUACACAAAAGAAAAAACUAUUAUUUUAUGUUUAUUUUUUUUAUAAAUAUUUACUUAGAAAGUAAAUUUUUUUAAAAAAAACCAUGUAAAAAUUUAUUAACAAAAAAAUCUUGCCAUUAAAAAAGGUUUUUCAUAAUUUUAACAAACAAAACCAAGUUUUGUAAUUGAAAUUUAUUUAAUUCCCAAGCCCAGGCAUUUAAUUCUUUAACAAAAAUUCUUUAAAUUAAACGUGCAAUUUUGUAAAUUUUUCUUGUAAUUUCUUUCUUUAAUUAUAAUUUGUACUUAAAUUAAAAAUUAAAUUUUAAAAUUGUUGGUAUUUUAUUUUAUUUUUUAUGUUUAAAAGCCAUAAUUUAUGAUUUCUCUUUUUUUUAUUUUAGAAAAAAGUGCUUAAUAAUUGCAUUUAUUAUUUAAACAAAACAAAAAACUUUUAAAAAAAAUUUGUAUAUUUUUCUAUUUAAUAAUAUUUUUAUGCAGUCUUUGUAUACUAUAACAUUAUAUAUUAUUUUUAUAAUUAAUUAACUAAAUAAUAAUAUUAAAAAAACCAUAAUACAUAUUUAUAAUUUCUUUAUAUAUAACAAAAAAAAAAACAAAACAUAUUAAUUAUUAUAUAAAAAUAAACAAUUUAUAUUAUACCCAAUAAAUACAUAUUUAAAAAAAUCAAAAAAUAAAAUCAAAACAAA
Molecule: messenger RNA, 10668 nt
Organism: Calliphora vicina (urban bluebottle blowfly)
Lineage: Eukaryota; Metazoa; Arthropoda; Insecta; Diptera; Calliphoridae
Gene: bbg
Product: big bang
Exons: 7
Coding region: 62-9934 (3290 amino acids)
Molecular function (GO): protein binding
Source: RefSeq, a predicted model, not a curated record